Messenger RNA from Bursaphelenchus xylophilus (pine wood nematode), 339 nucleotides. The record is from the annotation of a GenBank genome assembly. Lineage: Eukaryota; Metazoa; Nematoda; Chromadorea; Rhabditida; Aphelenchoididae.
AUGUCUCUGGACUCGGUAGGUGUGUGUUUUUGUCGACCGAAUGCUUUCCAGAUCCUCAACAGUGUUGAUCUUCUGCUAAUCGACAUCUCCGAUAACCUCAACCGCCUUUUGACUACUCUAACAAUUUUUAUUCCUGUGUUUGUUAUCUCCUUUGCCAUUCUCGUUGUUCUCUUGAUCCUAAUCAUCAUUUUCACCAUGGUCCUUCAGUGCAAAAAAUACCAGCGGGUCGAAUCACUGCGUCGGCGGAGUGUACCGUCGAUUGAAAGUCCGCAAUCUAGUCGGACGGAUUACAAGCGCGUUUCCUCACCUGUUGAAAAGUUGGUUGUAGAGGCGAAAUAA